AAUGUCUAAAAGGUCCAUGAAGUGUACAUCACAUGGUGGCCAAGGCAAGGCGUGAAAGUAAUUUCACACUAGCUUCUAGUUUGUCUCAAAGUUUGCCUUUGCGUAGUUAUACUCGCGUUUGCAAAUGAACAAGAGAAGAUGAUGAAAAUGGAAAACAAAGCGUUGUUUGUUUCUUCUAGGAUCAGCAGCGAGCUCAUGACAUCAUCUUCCGGCAGCUCAUAGGAGGUUUCUGGCGGAAGUUUUCUUGUACUGAAUCGGAGAAACACACAAGGUUUUGAAUACUGGUUCUCUCUCUUGUUUACUGCUCAUCAUCUCAAGUAUUUGCAUGUCAUGCUGCCUAGGAGCAUAUCUCAUAAACCAACCAUGGAGUUAUGGUGCUGUUUCCAUCUUUCCUAGAUGGGUUGGGAAGAACCAUCUCGAUCAAGAAGACCAAGAAUUGCCAUGGUGAUGUGGCAAAGGAGACUGCAGAAGCAUUGACAAAGGAAGCAAAAAAGAAUGAGCUGGUUUUGAGUUCUUCUGGGAUUGUUGACUCUGACAAGUCUAACAAUUUUUCUUCUGUUUGCUCCAAGAGAGGCCAAAAGGGUAUCAAUCAGGAUUGUUUAGUCAUUUGGGAGGAAUUUGGGUGCCAAGAAGACAUGAUCUUUUGUGGAGUGUUUGAUGGGCAUGGACAGUGGGGACAUCUUGUUAGCAAAAGGGUCAGGCAAUCUAUGCCUUCUUCUUUGUUGUGCAAUUGGCAAGAAACUCUCAGUUUAACAUCACUUGACCUGAAUUUUAAAAUGGAGAUGGAUCGAAAUCUCCAUCGAUAUGAUACAUGGAAGCAGUCCCUUCUUAAAACAUACGCUGCCAUUGACCAGGAGCUUAAGCAUUCUGCUAAAAUCGAUUCCUAUCGAAGUGGUACUACAGCGUUGACAAUUAUUAAGCAGGGUGAACUUCUCAUCAUAGCACAUGUUGGCGAUUCUAGGGCUGUUUUGGCCUCCACUUCAGAAGAUGGGAGCUUGGUACCUAUCCAGCUUACAGUCGACUUCAAGCCUAACUUACCUCAGGAGGCUGAGAGAAUCAGAAGGUCCAAUGGACGAGUGUUUUGUCUACACGAUGAACCGGGGACUUAUAGGGUGUGGAUGCCAAAUGGCAAGACACCAGGACUGGCAGUAUCAAGAGCUUUUGGUGACUAUUGUGUUAAGGACUUUGGGCUUAUUUCUGUGCCUGAUGUGAGCCAAAGAUACAUAACCAGCAAGGACCAGUUUGUCAUUCUAGCAACAGAUGGGGUAUGGGAUGUUAUUUCCAACAAAGAAGCUAUACAGAUAGUUUCUUCGGCACCAGAUAGGAACAAAGCAGCAAAAAGACUGGUGGCAUGUGCUGCUCUUGCAUGGAAGUCUAAGAGAAGAGGCAUUGCAAUGGAUGACAUCUCCGCUAUUUGCCUGUUCUUUCACCCCAACUCAUCAUCGCAACAAACCAACCCUUUGGUCUCUGAAUAUACUGGUGUGAAGACAUCCGGGUGUAUGUAGAUUAAGUUGCUAACUCAUGUGUGGCAAUACAUGUACAAGUAUAUAAACGAUCCUUGGUUUUCCCAUCUUUGGUAGCAAGUGUUUUUGCUCUCUUUUUGGUUACUGUAUCCAAUCUACGAAGAUGGUACUCGAACAUUGAUUUCAUAGAUUAAGAGACUGCAUGGUGUUUGAAAGAAGGACAAAGUCGGUUAUA
Rosa chinensis is the source of this 1698-nucleotide messenger RNA. RefSeq names its product probable protein phosphatase 2C 34. The transcript has 6 exons. Gene Ontology annotation, molecular function: protein serine/threonine phosphatase activity. Bases 372 to 1505 code for a protein of 377 amino acids. The record is from RefSeq and is a predicted model, not a curated record. NCBI's taxonomy places the organism in Eukaryota, Viridiplantae, Streptophyta, Magnoliopsida, Rosales, Rosaceae. Gene Ontology annotation, biological process: protein dephosphorylation.